This is a messenger RNA of Dictyostelium discoideum AX4, 2331 nucleotides long. RefSeq lists its product as hypothetical. Lineage: Eukaryota; Evosea; Eumycetozoa; Dictyosteliales; Dictyosteliaceae. The coding region runs from base 1 to 2331 and encodes 776 amino acids. Gene Ontology annotation, molecular function: GTP binding. The transcript has 2 exons. The record is from RefSeq and is a predicted model, not a curated record.
AUGUCAAACAAAUUUUCAUUGCUUGUUAUUGGUGAAACUGGAUGUGGAAAAUCUACAUUAAUUAAUACAAUAACCAAUUAUUUUUUAAAUGGAGAAAUUCCAGAUAAAAUUAAAGUUUCAAUUGGCACCAAAUUUAUAAAUUCAAAUCAAAACGUAAAGUCAAGUGAAAAUGAUUCAAAAGAUAGAACAAAAAGUCAAACUGAUCUUUGUAAUGAAUAUUCAUUUAAAAAAGACUCCAAAGAAUUUGUAUUUAUUGAUACUCCAGGUUUAUCAGAUACACGUGGUAUUAAACAAGAUGAUAUCAAUAUUGGAAAAAUUAUUGAUGCUGCAGAAAGUUGCCCAAGUUUGUCCGCUCUAUUAAUUGUAGUAAAUGGUACAGUUCCAAGAAUGACAAUUAACCUUCAAAAUGUUAUUACAAGACUCCGUGGUUCAAUUCCUGAUUCUCUUUUAAAUAAUGUUUUCAUUGUGUUUACCAACUGUCUUAGCCAUACAAGAAACUUUGAUAUUAAUUCAAUUGAAAUAAAUGUUAAUCCAGAAUAUGUAUUUCAUAUGAAUAAUACUGCAUUCAGUACUGAUCCAAAACUAUGGGACCCAACUUCAGUUGAAUCAUUAAAACUUGAAUUCAAACUUUCUUUCCAAACUUUAGAUAGAAUCCUUGAAUGUGUAACAAAGAUGUCAUCAGUUUCAACCAAAGAUUUUGGAGAAAUGAAAGCCCAUAGACACAACAUUAAAUCAAUUCUUCAUAAAGCAAAAACAGAUAUUGGAAAUCUUCAAAAGCUUCAAGAUUCUUUAUCUCAGUAUCAACAUCAAUUGGAAAAGGCAAAUAAUGAUAAAGAAUCAUUUAAAAAUUAUACAACAAAAAAUACAAUUGAAAAGUAUGAAUUAAAAGAUGCACCAUAUCAUAGUACCCUAUGUAGUACUUGUGACCAUGUUUGUCAUAAUAAAUGUGGCUUAGAAGAGCUAUCAACAAAAGGGGAUAAUGCAUUCAUAGGUUGUGUAGCAAUGAGUGGAACCAAUAAUUGCAAAAUUUGUCCUUCAAAGUGCCUUUACAAUGUUCAUUAUCAUGGAAGAAAAACAAUGGUUAAAGUUAAUAAGACAGUUGAGCAAGAACUCACAGAUAUGAAGGAAAAGUUUUUAAAAAGCUCUGAACUCUCUUCCGAAUUUUCAGGAAAAAUUCUCAAUCUUGAUUCAGCAAAGAAAUUAGCCAGUGCCACUUUGAAUAAAAUGACCGAUGAUAUUGUAAAAUCUUGUAAAGAAUUGAAAAAAAUUUGUAGUGGUUUUAAUUUAGUUGAUGAACUUCAAAUUACUUUAAAUCAAAUGGAAAUGGAAGCUAAAAACUCAACUUCAUUCGAUGCCAGAAAAUCGGCCGAUGAAAUGAUUAGAACCAUUAGAGAGAUCUGUGAUAAAUUAAAUAAAGAAGAGUCAUUAAAAACAAAAAAGAAAAACAUCACCAUUGAUGAAUCAAAAAUUAAAAAUGAUAAUUCUAAAAAACAAUACGUCGAUUCAGCUCAACAAAAACAAGAUUCAAAUCCAACUAAAGACUCAAACCAACAACAAGCCAAUUUAAAUGGUGGUAGUUUAAAAACACUAAAGUGUCCAUCUUGUAAAAAUAAUUUUGAUUUUAACAAAGACAAAUAUGAAGAACUAAAGAAACUUGGUCAACUAAUAAAAUGUAAAUCAUGUCAUACUUCAAAGAAUUCAAAUUCAAAUGUAACUGAUAAAUUAGCUAAACAAAAUGAUCCAAAGAGCAGUGAUAAAAAACUAAACUGUCCAACAUGUAAAAAUGAUUUCCAUAUCAAUAAAGAUAAAUUUAGAGAUUUAGCAAAAAAUGGUCAAACAAUAAUAUGCAAAUCAUGUAAAUCCAACAAACAAAAUGAUCCAGACAGCAGUGACAAAAAACUAAACUGUCCAACAUGUAAAAAAGAUUUCCAUAUGAAUAAAGAUAAAUUUAAAGAUUUAGCAAAAAAUGGUCAAACAAUAAUAUGUAAAUCAUGUAAAUCCAAUAAACAAGUCGAUUCAAAUUCAAAUGUAACUGAUAAAUUAGCUAAACAAAAUGAUCCAAAAAGCAGUGAUAAAAAACUAAACUGUCCAACAUGUAAAAAUGAUUUCCAAAUCAACAAAGAUAAAUUUAAAGAUUUAGCUAAAAAUGGUCAAACAAUAAUAUGUAAAUCAUGUAAAUCCAACAAACAAAAUGAUCAAAAAAGCAAUGAUAAAAAACUAAACUGUCCAAAAUGUAAAAAAGAUUUUCAAAUCGACAAAGAUAAAUUUAAACAGUUAGCUAGUAAUGGCCAAACAAUAAUAUGUAAAUCAUGUAUUAGUUCUAAGAAAUAA